UGACGAUGUGCGAGGGGAGCGAGAGAUCCGCCACGCAUGAUGAGAAGCAAGAAAGAACAUGAGGGGUGGUGCCCUUGACGAGCAGCACAUAAGGAGCUCGAGCAGAACCAGACCUCUCAAAGACCGCAACCCGGGUCAGAGUCUAGGGCUGCGGGACUGGAGCAGCCGGAUCAGUAGGUGCGACUUCUCUGGUAUCGCUGUUGGCUCCACCUGGCAAGAAGGGAGAAGAGGGGAGAGGGAAGGGUCUUCACGGACGGAGGCAGCAUCACUGACUGAAGAUGCCUGAAGCAUCAGCCACCAGCACGUGACAGCCAAGCCACCUCGGAGCGCUUCUCCGUCAGAACAGAAGAUCCAGCCGAAAGUGCCCUCUCUCAGGUGGCUCCUGCUCUGGACUUCACAGACCUCUUCCCUUUAUUUCGAGUCAUGUCUCAUCCAGAGAGAUGGGAAAGCUCGACGACAACGAGAGGAUAAUCCUCAACGUUGGCGGUACCAGGCACGAGACGUACCGGAACACCCUGAGGACGCUGCCCGGGACUCGACUGGCCCUCCUGGCGUCCGGGUCCGACACGGAGUCCGUGCUGGAGCAGCUGCAACAAGUCCACGGCUUCAUCGAAUACAACGCCAAGAACAACGAGUACUUCUUCGACCGCCACCCGGGAGUCUUUGCUUAUGUGCUCAACUACUACCGCACGGGGAAGCUGCACUGCCCGGCCGACGUGUGCGGACCCCUGUUCGAGGAGGAGCUCUGCUUCUGGGGCAUCGACGAGACGGACGUGGAGCCGUGCUGCUGGAUGACCUACCGGCAGCACCGUGACGCCGAGGAGGCGCUCGACGUGUUCGACAUGAACGUGGACAACGGAGACGCGGACGAGGACGAGCUCAACAAGCGGCUGGGCAUCGAGGACGUGGUGUCCCCCGACGGCAAAGUGAGCCGCUGGAAGCGAUGGCAGCCGCUCAUUUGGAAUCUCUUCGAGGACCCUUACUCAUCCAGGGCGGCCAGGUUUGUGGCCUUCGCAUCCUUGUUCUUCAUUCUCGUGUCCAUCACCACCUUCUGCCUGGAGACCCACGAGGCAUUCAACACAAUCAUCAACAAAACAGAGCUCAGAAGGAAUGACAGCCUGGACCUGGGACCGCAGUACGAGAUAGAGACAGACCCGGCCCUGACGUAUGUGGAGGGUGUCUGUGUUCUCUGGUUCACCAUUGAGUUCCUGGUACGGGUAACUUUCAGCCCAGACAAGCUGGAGUUUGUCAAGAGUGUCCUGAAUAUCAUUGACUUUGUGGCCAUCCUGCCCUUUUACCUGGAGGUGGGCCUCAGUGGAAUGUCCUCCAAAGCAGCUAAGGACGUGCUAGGUUUCCUACGAGUAGUCCGAUUUGUGCGCAUCCUACGGAUCUUCAAGCUGACCCGUCACUUUAUUGGACUUCGCGUGCUGGGCCACACACUGCGUGCCAGUGCCAACGAAUUUCUGCUGCUCAUCAUCUUCCUUGCACUGGGUGUACUCAUAUUUGCCACCAUGAUUUACUACGCUGAGCGCAUUGGUGCCAGCCCCAAUGAUCCCACUGCCAGUGACCACACACAGUUCAAGAAUAUUCCCAUUGGUUUCUGGUGGGCAGUGGUGACCAUGACCACCCUGGGCUAUGGUGACAUGUGCCCAGAGACAUGGUCAGGCAUGGUUGUGGGUGCCCUUUGUGCCCUCGCAGGCGUGCUGACCAUUGCCAUGCCCGUGCCGGUGAUCGUCAACAAUUUCGGCAUGUACUAUUCACUGGCAAUGGCAAAGCAGAAGCUUCCCAAGAAGAGGAAGAAGCACAUCCCAGCAGCCAAUCAGAGCGGGUCCCCUAUUUACGGCAAGUCUGACCUCAAGAUGGCCUGCAACAGCACCCAGAGUGACCUCUGCCGCAGCAAAGGCAGCAGGGUACUGGAAUGCAACAGAUCAGUGCUUUGGCCAGUGUUGUCAGGUGACUGUAGUGGGAGAAGUGAUCUCACCAUGUCUCCGGAGGAGCGACUCCCCAUGAGGAGGUCCAGCACCCAGGACAGAAGCCGCAGGAGUGGUGGCACCUGCUUCCUACUGGCGGCCAGUGACUACGCCUGCUCUGCCGACAGUGGAGCUAGGAAACCAGGCUAUGAAAAGUCCCGGAGCUUAAACAACAUAGCGGGUUUGGCUGGUGGCGCUCUCAGACUGUCUCCAGUAACCUCUCCGUAUGGCUCACCCUGCCCACUGAGGCGCUCUCGCUCGCCCAUCCCAUCCAUCCUGUGAGACUAGGACUCACCAACAGGCCUGGAGAGUGGUUCCCUCCAUUUUUAGAAUUUAGUUUUAUCCACUGGUGGUGUUUACUUUGCAUGCACAUUAAAUUCCUGCUAGCCAACUUAAUGGCAAUAAAAGGACUCCAAGUGGCUCUGGAUUUAGCCAUUAUAUUAAUUAACAAUGUAUUUAAUCAGGGAUACUUGUGUACACAGCUAUAUUUAGAAAUAAGAAAUAUGUGCUUCCAAAAGAUCACUCCACUGGACCUCAUGUCUGUGAUUUUUAUCCAUUUUUUUUUUUUUUGAGAAAAUGUCUGGAAUUGUGUCUUGAAUCACCUGCACGUCUUUCACAAACUUCUGGGCUUGAUCAUGCCUGCAUGGAUCAUUAUGUCACGUUGUCUUAAUAGCAGUGUUUUGAACAUACAAUGAUGCUGGGACAUGGACUGUGCAUUGAACUUGUGUUUGUGCCAUUGGCUGAAACACUACAAAAAAGGAAAUAAAAGAAAAAAAAGGAAUGCGUCAACAAACUACAUACAUAUUUGCAUGUGGAUAUUGCUUCUCUGCUGAUGCUACUGAACGAUCAUUGGAGAGCCGACCAACUGAAAUUUCUCUGGUUGUUUACAUGCAGAUAACUGCAAAGAGGUUGUCGUUACUGGUUAUACGCAAGCAGAGGGCAGCGCUCUGUCUUAAUGGCUGGGGGGAAGGCA
Molecule: messenger RNA, 2943 nt
Organism: Scleropages formosus (Asian bonytongue)
Lineage: Eukaryota; Metazoa; Chordata; Actinopteri; Osteoglossiformes; Osteoglossidae
Gene: kcnc2
Product: potassium voltage-gated channel, Shaw-related subfamily, member 2
Exons: 4
Coding region: 441-2252 (603 amino acids)
Biological process (GO): protein homooligomerization; action potential; potassium ion transmembrane transport
Cellular component (GO): axon terminus; voltage-gated potassium channel complex; neuronal cell body membrane
Molecular function (GO): delayed rectifier potassium channel activity; protein binding
Source: RefSeq, a predicted model, not a curated record